This is a messenger RNA of Styela clava, 3363 nucleotides long. RefSeq names its product BTB/POZ domain-containing adapter for CUL3-mediated RhoA degradation protein 3-like. NCBI's taxonomy places the organism in Eukaryota, Metazoa, Chordata, Ascidiacea, Stolidobranchia, Styelidae. The record is from RefSeq and is a predicted model, not a curated record. Gene Ontology annotation, biological process: protein ubiquitination; negative regulation of Rho protein signal transduction; proteasome-mediated ubiquitin-dependent protein catabolic process. Gene Ontology annotation, cellular component: Cul3-RING ubiquitin ligase complex. Gene Ontology annotation, molecular function: ubiquitin-protein transferase activity; protein binding.
CAAGCCACAAUUUUUAGUGGGACAGCAUGCCUGCAUACAGUUUGAAAUCUCAUCUCUCUGUCCAUCAAUUUGACUUACAUGAACUUAGCAAAUAUAGACUUAGAAAUAAUCUGUGUUAAAACAUAAGCAUUUGGAUAGAAGCUUAAAUGAACGAUAAUUUUGCUGAAGAAAUGUCAGCUAUCAAUACACCAAAUGAUAUAUCUGGUGACGUCCCAGAUGUAGUCAAUUUGCAUGUGAGUGGAUGCAGUCAAGCCAGCCAAGAUUCAUCCAGAGAAAGCAACAUACAUAUUUGUCAGUCUGCAGCAAGCUCCAGCCAUCAAUUACCAGUUUCUGGGCCACUUAAUGCUGCGGUUAUACUGAAGACUCGUCAGAACCAUGAGCUGUCUCCAUGCAAAAGCAAUUCCCAUAACACAAGUAAGUAUGUAAAAUUGAAUGUUGGAGGAUCACUACACUACACGACUAUGGGAACGUUAACUAAAGAAGACAAUAUGCUUCGAGCAAUGUUCAGUGGGCGAAUGGAGGUUUUAACGGACAGUGAAGGAUGGAUAUUGAUUGAUCGAUGUGGCAAACAUUUCGGAACUAUUCUCAAUUACUUGAGAGAUGGAUCGAUAGUAUUGCCAGAUAGUCGAUAUGAAAUUGCAGAGUUAUUGGCAGAAGCAAAGUAUUAUUUGAUUCAAGGAUUAAUCACCCAGUGUGAUCAAGCUCUAAGACAGAAAAGCAUGGAGCUUGAUCCAAUUUGCAGAGUUCCUCUUGUUACUUCAAUAAAAGAAGAACAAGAGUUGGUAAAGAGGACAAACAAACCUGUUGUCAAAUUCAUGUACAAUAGAAGCAACAACAAGUAUUCUUACACAAGUUCUUCUGAUGACAAUAUGUUGAAAAAUAUUGAAUUAUUUGACAAGUUAUCUCUACGUUUCAAUGGACGAAUUUUGUUUAUGAAAGAUACUAUUGGAGAUGAGAUUUGUCAGUGGUCAUUUUAUGGGCGACGGCGAAAGGUUGCUGAAAUUUGCUGUACAUCUAUCGUUUAUGCUACAGAGAAAAAACAAACAAAGGUUGAAUUUCCAGAGGCAAGAAUAUAUGAAGAAACUCUGAAUAUAUUAUUGUAUGAAAAAGACAAACAUGGUGUUUGCAUGUCGGGGCACCAUCCGGAAUGCAGUUGUGGUGCUGGCAUUGAUUAUAUUUUAAACAAAUCUGGGCAUCAUAUGGUUGUAAAUCAUUGCCAGAGUGAUGAUGAAACAUUAGAUGAAGGUAGACCGCAUCGAGUCAGAAGGAUCCAUGUUAAUAGCAAUAGACCUACAUGAGUUUAUCAAGUUGUAUUGUACCAUCAUGCUACCGAUCUUCAACUCUUCUGAAAUAUUGUGAUUUACCGGAUUCACUCAAGCUCGGAGUAAUAGCUGAACACAAUAUUCUGUUUCAAUAUUGUAUAUUUGUCAGAGUAUUGGUAUUUUAACAAUUGUGGUUACCCCACGUGUAGUUCUAGUUGGUUCCCAAUCACUCAAUUAUAUAUUUUUGCACCAAUGCAGUGGAGUGUUAGAAAAGUUCCUGACUGUAGCCAUUAUUAAAAGAAACCAGUUGACAACAAUUUUGGUUUUGACUUCAACUAGUCUGCCGAAAUAAAUAAUGUCAUUCAUAGAUAGGUUUUAACAGUUUUGCUUCAAAUUGAAUGUCCGCUGCAAUUUUGGUCUUAUCUUGUCUUUUGAUGACAUUCUCACGGAAGUUAUGCAUGCUUGAUGCGUCAGUUUUGUAUGUAAAUACUCAAAUUUUGGCACUCACAAGCAUAUUUCAAAAAAAGCUGCACUUUCCCAGUAUAUGCUAUUUAUAAUUGUCUUCUGAUAACUCACUUUACGCCUGCUUCACGAAAUCCAUAUGUAUUGCAGAUUUGUUUAACUGGGGAUUCCUAACGGACAGCUUCGUUUUUUUUUUUUUAAUUUUUAAACCCAAUUGAAUAUUCUUAGAAUAAAGAAUAUUUUACACCAAAUUGAAGUCGGGGGUGGAUGGACCAGAUGUUAUCAUUUAAACUGAUUAAGAAAAAAAUUGGUAAUAAAUCAGUGAAGUGUUUUUAAGAUUUACCAUCAUAUUAUUCAAGAUUAAGUAUAAUCUUAUUGGCAUGCUUUUUGUGCAACAUCUUGUAUUAAAAUUUUGUAGAUUAUUAUAUUUAUACUGGAAUAUAUUCUAUGAAAAUUUUCUGCAGUAUAAUACUGGAAUAUGCCACUAAGGCAUUCAUUAUUAUCAUGUCACGCAUGACAGACCGGGAUAAAUUGAUAUUUUAUUUUGUUUUUAGUUAUCUAUGUUGUGACUCUCGGUGCCCAUAUGAAAGUCCCGCAGGUUGGCUACUCAACCAUGUUCAUUUUACAUUUAUUCCGCUGGGUGCACUAUGUCUGGAACGACUGUUAGUAUCAAUCAAUUCUAAAAUAUGAGAAUUUGAGGUAUAUUGUAAGUUUUCUCAAGAUUUUUAUUGAUUAUCUUGUCGAAUGAAUUGAAAGCAUACUUUAAUAUAGCUAACUAUGUAAAAUAUGCUCGAACUGUUUUUUUAAUCCUGAAAACUCUGUAAUGGGUAUUGGAUUGAGGCAGAUGGCAAUAAACAAUUGUUAAAAGUCCUCGCUGUUGCCAGAACACUCUUUGUGUUAUAGAUGCUUCUGAGAAUAAAUUUAUUAUAUAUCUAUUUUUUUUCAAUUCUGCUUUGCCUGUAUUUCUGAAAUCUAAUUACUGCAUCUAAAGGGUUAGAAGAUAAUAUACCACAGUCUUCUUCCAAACAGUGGAAGACUCCUGGUGCCAGCUGUAACCAUAAUAUACUGUUUUUUUUAUAAUAACAUUAUUUUUUUCCCGGCAUCUCUUUUUCUGUUAAACAGUAUUACAUAUAUAGUUUGUCUGCACGCCGAUUUAUUGGUAAAAAUUUUUAUUGUUUCAAUUCAGCUUAAUAAUGUGUUGUUUUGUGACUUAAGUGUCAUAAAGAUGUUUUUAUAUUCUUUUCUCUGAAGCUAUUUAGUACGUAUAUUCUGUUAUAUUUGUGGAUGGCAAAUGUCACGCAACUGUGUCUUUGGGCUAGCUCGGUCUUCCAUAUCUAUGGUACAUGCAUGCCGCCUCUGUUGUAAUGUUUGUUGCACACGAAGUGAAUCGUUUUGAAGAUCGUUUUUGUAUAAUGUUGUGUUGUUAGAAUUCUUGUUCUUAUAAAAAAGCGCUUAUCACCUUAAUUUGCUUUGAAAUUUUCAGUAAAAGAUUGUUGUUGUCGCUAGAGGUCUAUGAUUUUAUUAACUUCAAAAAUUUCUGUGGGCUGGUUUCGUUUUUCGUAUGUGAUUCGUUUUUUUGUGUGUGAUGACGUAAUGAAGAUUAAAAUUGCGCGACCUUGUGAAGGUUUUGCGUUAAUCA